AUGUCGGAAUCCGAAGGCGGGAAAGACACCACCUCUGAACCCAGUCCAGCCAAUGGGAUAGGCCCUGGUCCUGAAUGGGGGCUUUGUCCCGGCCCUCCAGCCACAGGAGGCGACAUCAGUGGGACCUCAGGCCUAGAGACUCCUAAGCGAAGGACACAACACAAUAAGCAUAAAACAGUGGCAGUAGCCAGUGCCCAGAGAUCACCUCGAGCACUCUUCUGCCUCACUCUAGCCAAUCCCAUUCGUCGGUCCUGCAUCAGCAUAGUGGAAUGGAAACCUUUUGACAUCCUCAUAUUGCUGACCAUCUUUGCCAACUGUGUGGCCCUAGGGGUCUACAUCCCCUUCCCAGAGGAUGACUCCAACACUGCCAACCACAAUCUGGAGCAAGUGGAAUACGUAUUCCUGGUCAUUUUCACCGUGGAGACUGUGCUCAAAAUCGUAGCCUAUGGGCUGGUGCUCCACCCGAGCGCCUAUAUCCGCAAUGGCUGGAAUCUACUCGACUUCAUCAUCGUCGUGGUUGGGCUCUUUAGCGUGCUGCUGGAACAGGGACCUGGGCGACCAGGCGAUGCCCCACAUACUGGGGGGAAGCCAGGGGGCUUCGAUGUGAAAGCUUUGCGGGCAUUUAGAGUGCUGCGGCCACUGAGACUGGUGUCUGGAGUCCCAAGUCUGCACAUAGUUCUCAACUCCAUCAUGAAGGCACUAGUGCCUCUGCUGCACAUUGCACUGCUGGUGCUCUUCGUCAUUAUCAUUUAUGCCAUUAUUGGAUUGGAGCUGUUCCUUGGACGCAUGCACAAGACGUGUUACUUCCUGGGAUCUGAUGUAGAGGCAGAAGAGGAUCCAUCACCUUGUGCAUCUUCAGGCUCUGGUCGGGUGUGCAUGUUGAACCAGACUGAGUGCCGAGGGCGCUGGCCUGGGCCCAAUGGUGGCAUCACCAACUUUGACAACUUCUUCUUUGCCAUGCUGACCGUCUUUCAGUGCAUCACCAUGGAAGGCUGGACUGAUGUACUCUACUGGAUGCAGGAUGCUAUGGGUUAUGAGCUACCCUGGGUGUACUUCGUCAGCCUUGUCAUCUUUGGAUCCUUCUUCGUCCUCAACCUUGUGCUUGGUGUCCUGAGUGGGGAGUUCUCCAAGGAGAGAGAGAAGGCAAAAGCACGAGGUGAUUUCCAGAAGCUUCGAGAGAAGCAGCAGAUGGAAGAGGACUUGAGAGGCUACUUGGACUGGAUCACACAGGCUGAGGAGCUAGACCUAGAGGACCCCUCAACAGAGGGCAACUUUGGUUCUAUGGCCGAAGAGGGCCGAGCUGGCCAUCGGCCACAGUUAUCUGAGCUGACCAAUAGGAGGCGUGGACGUCUGCGCUGGUUUAGUCACUCCACUCGCUCAACCCACUCUACCAGCAGCCAUGCCAGCCUCCCAGCCAGUGACACCGGUUCAAUGGCAGACACCCCAGGAGAUGAGGAUGAAGAAGAAGGGACUCUGGACAGUUGUACACGCUGCCUAAACAAGAUCAUGAAAACCAGAGUUUGCCGCCGCCUCCGCAGAGCCAACCGGAGCCUCCGAGCUCGUUGCCGGCGAGCUGUGAAAUCCAAUGCCUGCUACUGGGCCGUACUGCUGCUUGUCUUCCUCAACACACUGACUAUCGCCUCAGAGCACCAUGGACAACCCCUAUGGCUCACCCAGACCCAAGAGUAUGCCAACAAAGUGUUGCUCUGUCUGUUCACCGUGGAGAUGCUCCUCAAGCUGUAUGGUCUGGGGCCCUCUGUCUAUGUCUCCUCCUUCUUCAACCGUUUUGACUGCUUCGUGGUCUGCGGGGGCAUCCUGGAGACCACCUUGGUGGAAGUGGGGGCCAUGCAGCCCCUUGGCAUCUCAGUGCUCCGAUGUGUGCGUCUCCUCAGGAUCUUUAAGGUCACCAGGCACUGGGCAUCUCUGAGCAAUCUAGUGGCAUCCCUGCUCAACUCCAUGAAAUCCAUUGCAUCCUUACUGCUUCUCCUCUUCCUAUUUAUCAUCAUCUUCUCCCUGCUUGGCAUGCAACUGUUUGGGGGCAAGUUCAACUUUGACCAGACACACACCAAGCGAAGCACCUUUGACACCUUCCCCCAGGCUCUCCUCACUGUCUUUCAGAUCCUGACAGGGGAGGACUGGAACGUGGUUAUGUAUGAUGGUAUCAUGGCCUACGGUGGCCCCUUCUUCCCAGGGAUGCUGGUGUGUGUCUAUUUCAUCAUUCUCUUCAUCUGUGGAAACUAUAUCUUGUUGAAUGUGUUUCUUGCCAUUGCUGUGGAUAACUUGGCCAGCGGGGAUGCAGGCACUACCAAGGACAAGGGCAGAGAGAAGAGCAGUGAAGGGAAUGCCCCCAAGGAGAAUGGCGAGUUGGUCCCUGAUGGGGAGAAGGAAGAAGGAAAUGGUGCAAAGAGUGAAGGAGCAGGCAAGGAACGGCAAGAAUUUGAGGAAGAAGAAGAGGAGGAGGAGGAGGAGGAAGAGGGUGCAGGGCGUGUGGAACUCCUCCAGGAAGUUGUACCCAAGGAGAAAGUGGUACCCAUCCCUGAGGGCAGUGCCUUUUUCUGCCUCAGCCAAACCAACCCGUUGAGGAAGGCCUGCCACACCCUCAUCCAUCAUCACAUCUUCACCAAUCUUAUCUUGGUGUUCAUUAUCCUUAGCAGUGUGUCCCUGGCGGCUGAGGAUCCCAUCCGAGCUCACUCCUUCCGAAACCAUAUUCUAGGAUACUUCGAUUAUGCCUUCACUUCCAUUUUCACUGUGGAGAUUCUACUAAAGAUGACAGUGUUUGGGGCCUUCCUACACCGUGGCUCCUUCUGCCGUAGCUGGUUUAAUCUAUUGGAUCUGCUUGUGGUCAGUGUAUCCCUCAUCUCUUUUGGCAUCCACUCCAGUGCCAUCUCAGUAGUGAAGAUUCUUCGAGUUCUCCGAGUACUGCGACCCCUCCGAGCCAUCAAUAGGGCCAAGGGACUCAAGCACGUGGUACAAUGUGUGUUCGUGGCCAUCCGGACCAUCGGAAACAUCAUGAUCGUCACCACGCUCCUGCAAUUCAUGUUCGCCUGCAUUGGUGUGCAACUUUUCAAGGGGAAAUUCUACAGUUGUACUGAUGAAGCCAAACACACCCCAAAAGAAUGCAAGGGCUCCUUCCUCAUCUACCCUGAUGGAGAUGUGUCGCGGCCCCUGGUUCGGGAGCGGCUCUGGGUCAACAGUGAUUUCAACUUUGACAACGUCCUUUCAGCCAUGAUGGCCCUGUUCACUGUAUCUACCUUUGAAGGCUGGCCUGCACUGCUAUACAAGGCCAUUGAUGCACAUGCAGAAGAUGAAGGCCCCAUCUACAACUACCACGUGGAGAUCUCUGUGUUCUUCAUUGUCUACAUCAUCAUCAUUGCAUUCUUCAUGAUGAAUAUCUUUGUGGGCUUUGUUAUCAUCACCUUCCGUGCGCAGGGAGAACAGGAGUACCAAAACUGUGAGCUGGACAAGAACCAGCGCCAGUGUGUGGAGUAUGCCCUCAAGGCCCAGCCACUUCGCCGAUACAUCCCCAAGAACCCACAUCAGUAUCGUGUGUGGGCCACUGUGAACUCUGCUGCCUUUGAGUACCUCAUGUUCCUGCUCAUUCUACUCAACACGGUUGCCCUAGCCAUGCAGCACUAUGAACAGACUGCUCCCUUCAACUACGCCAUGGACAUUCUCAACAUGGUCUUCACUGGCCUCUUCACUAUCGAAAUGGUUCUCAAAAUCAUUGCCUUCAAACCCAAGCAUUACUUUGCUGAUGCCUGGAACACGUUUGAUGCACUUAUUGUGGUGGGCAGUGUAGUGGACAUCGCCGUCACUGAAGUCAAUAAUGGUGGCCACCUCGGCGAGAGCUCUGAGGACAGCUCUCGAAUAUCUAUCACCUUCUUUCGCCUCUUCCGAGUCAUGCGGCUAGUCAAGCUUCUCAGUAAGGGAGAAGGGAUCCGCACACUGCUCUGGACAUUCAUCAAAUCCUUCCAGGCCUUACCCUAUGUGGCUCUUCUCAUAGCAAUGAUAUUCUUCAUCUAUGCUGUCAUUGGAAUGCAGAUGUUUGGCAAGGUGGCUCUUCAAGAUGGCACACAGAUCAACCGAAACAACAACUUCCAGACCUUUCCACAGGCUGUGCUGCUUCUGUUCAGGUGUGCUACUGGUGAGGCAUGGCAGGAGAUAAUGCUCGCCAGCCUUCCUGGAAACCGAUGUGACCCAGAGUCUGAUUUUGGCCCUGGCGAGGAGUUUACCUGUGGUAGCAAUUUUGCCAUUGCCUAUUUUAUCAGCUUCUUCAUGCUCUGUGCCUUCCUGAUCAUAAAUCUCUUCGUGGCUGUGAUCAUGGACAACUUCGAUUAUUUGACAAGAGAUUGGUCUAUCCUGGGCCCCCAUCACCUUGAUGAAUUCAAGAGGAUCUGGUCUGAAUAUGAUCCUGGGGCCAAGGGCCGCAUCAAGCACCUGGACGUGGUUGCCCUGCUGAGACGCAUCCAGCCCCCCCUGGGAUUUGGGAAGCUGUGCCCACAUCGAGUGGCCUGUAAGAGACUUGUGGCAAUGAACGUGCCUCUCAACUCAGAUGGGACGGUGACAUUCAAUGCCACACUCUUUGCCUUGGUGCGAACAUCCUUAAAGAUCAAGACAGAAGGGAACCUGGAGCAAGCCAACCAGGAGUUACGGAUGGUCAUCAAAAAAAUCUGGAAGCGGAUAAAGCAGAAGCUGUUAGAUGAAGUCAUCCCCCCUCCAGAUGAGGAGGAGGUCACCGUGGGCAAAUUCUAUGCCACUUUCCUGAUCCAAGAUUAUUUCCGAAAAUUCCGGAGGAGGAAAGAAAAGGGGCUACUAGGAACUGAGGCCCCACCCAGCACAUCCUCUGUCCUUCAGGCUGGUCUAAGGAGCCUACAGGACUUGGGUCCUGAGAUUCGGCAGGCCCUCACCUGUGACACGGAGGAGGAAGAAGAGGAGGAAGAAGAGCAACAAGAAAGAGAGGAGGAGGCUCAGAAAGAUACAGAAACAUACAAAGCCCCCAUGGGUUCUCAACCGCCAUCUCGCCGGAGCUCCAGGAUUUCUGUGUCUUUGCCUGUUGGGGAAAGUCUCCCAGAUUCACUCUCUCCUGGGCCCAGUGAUGAUGAUGUGAGGGGUCCAAAUUCCAGACAGCCUGAUAUGCCCCAGGCUGCAUCACAGCCUCACAGGAGAAACUCUGGGGCUCUCAUGUUCACUAUCCCAGAAGAAGGAAGUCCUCAGCCCAAGGUUACUAAAGGGCAAGACAGUCAGAAUGAAGAAGAGGAAGUUCCUGACCGGCUCUCCUACAUAGAUGAACAGGCAGGGACUAUGUCAACCCCAGUCCUUCUGCCACCUCAACGAUCCCAGAGAUUCGUAAAUGGGCACCACAUACAACGUCGACGUCUGCUGCCCCCCACACCUGCAGAUCGAAAGCCCUCCUUCACCAUCCAGUGUCUGCAACGCCAGGGAAGUUGUGAAGAUUUACCCAUCCCAGGCACCUAUCAUCGUGGGCGGAACUCAGGGCCUGGCAGAGCUCAGGGUUCCUGGGCCACCCCUCCUCAGAGGGGACGACUCUUAUAUGCCCCACUAUUGUUGGUGGAAGAGGGCACAGCGGGGGAAGGAUAUCUUGGCAAAUCCAGUGGUCCACUUCGCACCUUUACCUGUCUGCACGUGCCUGGAACUCACCCAGACCCUAGCCACCGCAAGAGAGGCAGCGCCGACAGCUUGGUGGAGGCUGUACUGAUCUCCGAGGGCCUGGGCCUCUUUGCCCGAGACCCACACUUCGUGGCUCUAGCCAAGCAGGAGAUUGCAGAUGCAUGUUGUCUGACAUUGGAUGAGAUGGACAGUGCUGCCAGUGACCUGCUGGCACAGGGCACUAACUCACUGUACAGUGAUGAAGAGUCCAUCCUCUCCCGCUUUGACGAAGAGGACCUGAGAGAUGAGAUGGCCUGUGUCCAUGCCAUCUGA
Dipodomys spectabilis (banner-tailed kangaroo rat) is the source of this 5940-nucleotide messenger RNA. RefSeq names its product calcium voltage-gated channel subunit alpha1 F (gene Cacna1f). Lineage: Eukaryota; Metazoa; Chordata; Mammalia; Rodentia; Heteromyidae. The transcript has 49 exons. Bases 1 to 5940 code for a protein of 1979 amino acids. Gene Ontology annotation, cellular component: voltage-gated calcium channel complex; membrane. The record is from RefSeq and is a predicted model, not a curated record. Gene Ontology annotation, molecular function: high voltage-gated calcium channel activity. Gene Ontology annotation, biological process: calcium ion import across plasma membrane.